AUGUCCGCUCCUUCGCCUACCGAGUCCGGCAAGUCCGCCGACCCAUUGAAGCGAGUCGAUAACGAGGGGCACGACCUUCCUCCCUCUCCUGCUCCAUCGAGCCCGCGCAAUGGUCGCAAGCGCUAUGCUCUCGCCACCGAGCUUGUGUACACAGACAGCAAAGAUCAAUAUGGCGCCUCCAGCGUUCCUAUCUACCAAUCUGCCACCUUUAAACAGACAUCAGCCAGCGGCGGCCAGCAAGAAUAUGAUUACACACGCUCCGGAAACCCAACCCGAACACAUCUUGAACGACACAUUGCCAAGAUCAUGAACGCUCAGCGAGCGUUGGCCGUCAGCUCGGGAAUGGGUUCUCUCGAUGUCAUCACUCGAUUGCUCAGACCCGGCGACGAGGUCAUCACUGGCGAUGAUCUUUACGGUGGCAGCCAUCGUCUUCUCACUUACCUGGCCGCUAACCAAGGCAUUAUCGUUCACCACGUCGACACCACAACUACUGAUAGCGUGCGGGCACGCCUCUCGGAGAAGACUGCCAUGGUUCUGCUUGAGACCCCUACAAAUCCUUUGAUCAAGGUCGUUGAUAUUCCUGGCAUUGCCCGCCUGGCUCAUGAGGUCAACCCCAAGGCUCUGGUAGUUGUCGACAACACGAUGCUCUCGCCAAUGCUUUUCAAUCCUCUGGAUGUGGGCUGCGAUAUUGUUUACGAGUCCGGAACCAAGUAUCUGUCGGGCCACCACGACAUCAUGGCUGGUGUCAUUGCGGUGAACGACACUCAGAUCGGAGAUAAGCUGUUCUUUGUUAUCAACUCUACUGGUUGCGGUCUUUCUCCCAAUGACUCGUUCCUUCUUAUGCGCGGUGUCAAGACUCUCGCAAUCCGAAUGGAGAAGCAACAAGCCAAUGCUCAAGCCAUUGCAGAGUUCCUUGAGUCUCGCGGUUUUCGUGUCCGCUACCCAGGUCUCAAAUCUCACCCUCAGUACGAUCUCCAUUGGUCUAUGGCUCGUGGUGCUGGUGCUGUCCUGUCUUUCGAGACUGGCGACCCUGCUGUCUCUGAGCGUAUCGUCGAGGCUGCUCGUCUAUGGGCCAUCAGCGUGAGCUUCGGCUGUGUCAACAGUUUAAUUAGCAUGCCUUGCCAGAUGAGCCAUGCCAGUAUUGAUGCCAAGACAAGAGCUGAGCGACAAAUGCCCGAGGAUAUCAUUCGAUUGUGCGUUGGUAUCGAGGACCCCAACGACCUGAUUGAGGAUCUUUCGCGCGCUUUGGUUCAAGCUGGUGCCGUAACUGUUACUAUGGAUGGCUUCCACGCAGCUGGAGCGGCUAAGGAGCUCGGAGAGACCCCUCUUGUCUUUCAAUAA
Messenger RNA from Fusarium coffeatum, 1341 nucleotides. RefSeq lists its product as uncharacterized. Gene Ontology annotation, biological process: transsulfuration; 'de novo' L-methionine biosynthetic process. The transcript has 2 exons. Gene Ontology annotation, molecular function: pyridoxal phosphate binding. The record is from RefSeq and is a predicted model, not a curated record. NCBI's taxonomy places the organism in Eukaryota, Fungi, Ascomycota, Sordariomycetes, Hypocreales, Nectriaceae. Gene Ontology annotation, cellular component: cytoplasm. The coding region runs from base 1 to 1341 and encodes 446 amino acids.